UUCAAAGAUUAUUAUUUACAAUAAGUAUCGCGCACAUCUGUGACAGCACAAUCUACAGCAGAUCUACAGUAGAGGACUCGCCUUCUUCAACGAGCUGAUUGGCUGGAGGACCUGUCAAUCUACAGUGGCUUUCUCGCCAGCACUAGCAAACUCGGUUGCAGUAAGAAGUUUCUAAAAAGACACUUGGGAUUAGUUUUGUUACGAUGUAGCUGUUUCUCUCUAGAAAUGUGAGUAGUAUUCGGAUUCAGACAGCUUGGAAAGUAAUGAAAAAUCGGAUUUAAACUGAGCUGAUAAUAUUGGUCAAGUUGCAGUGAUGAGACGAGGGGAUCCUCUCCCUCGAGCCUUUCAGGCUCCUGUGGAUGUACAUGCCAGUGCGGAUGGCCAAGUGUACAUGUUCGGAUACAGACGAGAAGAAGAGUCAUCUGAGGAUGAGGAACUCAAUGUCAUGGAGCUACGGCCGCGGAGCAGAGAGUUGUACUCACAGGAGAGAGAAAGAGUGGAGGAAAUACUCUUGUUGGAACGGGACAUCUCACAUGAGGACAAUCUCAACAAACUGGCCCUGCAAUACGGAUGCAAGGUGGCUGACAUAAAAAGGGUAAACAACCUUUUUCAAGAGCAGGACAUGUAUGCACUGAAGUCAAUCAGAAUCCCUGUAAAGAAGCAUGGCUUGCUAACCAAGGCCAUCUCUGAGCUCAAGAACCCCCAGCAAAGAACCUGCAAUGACGUAGCGUCAUCAAACAGUGCCGAAGCAAACAUCUCGGGAACACCUCAGGUGCAGGAGUACACCAAUUACCUUAAAGAGGUGGACAGUGACAUUGAGCGUCUGAUCCAAAGCACAGUCCCCUCAGAAGACGUCCUUUCCAGUGAUUCCUGGAUAUCCAGGCAACAGGGGUGGAAAAGCCGGUAUUUGGGCAGCUAUGGUGCAGACUGGGGGAUCCAGUGGUGGAAUGCUGUAAUUGCAAUGUUACUCAUUGGCAUUGUCCUGCCAAUAUUCUAUGUGGUAUAUUUUAAAACUCAACAUAAUAGUGUAUCAGUAGUGUACAAUAUAGUAGGCAACAUCACGGGUAACUUCAAUACCUCAAAGAGUAAGGGGUGAGCGUCAGCACAGUAAUAUAAAAAAGUAAGUAUAACAUUUGAAAAUUUGAAAUUUGGUUUCAUGCCUACAUUUUUCUUUGCUAAUUGGCAGAAAAAAACUUUGUAUUACAAGUUCACAUUAUUAUGGUACAAUCAUUUAAGUGAACAGAUCACCCAAAAUAAAAAAGGUAACAUUUGGGUUUCAAAUAUAACAGCACGUUAUUCAAAAUAUAUGUACCAUAGAAAAAAAAAACAUUAUUUAAAGACAUAAAUAUGGAGAGACAUGAGGGGUAAAUGAUGACAUAACUGUCACUGUAAAUUUUAUUUGCGUAUAGUGAAGGUACAUAAUGAAACAAUUUGACAAAUGAGAUUAUGAGUUUGCAUUGCACAAAACUGAGUGUUGCAUCUGCUUACACUUUACACUCAGACUGCUGGAACUGUUGUUAAUGGUUUCAUGGGUGCUAUUUAGCUGAAUUAUGAAAUGGUUAUAAAAAAAUUUCUUUGUGAAGAAAAAAAGUAAUUAUGAAACACUGCCUUUCUCAUCAAAUUGAUCAUAUGUGUUGUGGUCCUGUCUUUGUAUAUCAAUGCUUGAUGAAAUUCAUGCAAAAAAAAAGGUUUGAUGUUUUGCAACUUUAUACCUGUUUGUCGGAAUGGUAUUUUGUGCUAGCUCACAAUUGUAUUAAUUUCUUUGUUUUGAUUUUACCAGAAAACUACUGCCAAACAGUUUCAAUGUGCUAACAGUGCCAAAUAAUUAACUUGUAUUAAAUAACUGUUUGUUCAGUUUGAAGUGCAAUAAAAAAUCAUGUGCAGAUGGACACAUUCUGACCUUUGGAUAUUAAAAGAUA
Carassius auratus (goldfish) is the source of this 1919-nucleotide messenger RNA. Its product is annotated as lysM and putative peptidoglycan-binding domain-containing protein 4. Bases 314 to 1096 code for a protein of 260 amino acids. The transcript has 3 exons. Lineage: Eukaryota; Metazoa; Chordata; Actinopteri; Cypriniformes; Cyprinidae. The record is from RefSeq and is a predicted model, not a curated record.